This is a messenger RNA of Gadus morhua (Atlantic cod), 3143 nucleotides long. RefSeq names its product RNA_pol_Rpc4 domain-containing protein. The transcript is spliced from 9 exons. The record is from RefSeq and is a predicted model, not a curated record. Lineage: Eukaryota; Metazoa; Chordata; Actinopteri; Gadiformes; Gadidae. Gene Ontology annotation, cellular component: RNA polymerase III complex. Gene Ontology annotation, biological process: tRNA transcription by RNA polymerase III. Gene Ontology annotation, molecular function: DNA binding. The coding region runs from base 754 to 1983 and encodes 409 amino acids.
CAAAUAUUUGGUAAUUUUCACCCGCAAGCGUCGUCGUGUAAACAGGGCGUCAAAUUAGCAUUUGUAAGGUAAUUGUGUCUUGUUAACUUAGGAAGGUUUCUUCAGAACAGUAUUAACAUAACAGUGGUUUAAAAAUUAUAAGGGUUUGCUUUUUGAUCUCAAUGAAGUGUGUUAUUAGGUUUGGAGUUGCUCAGAGAAGAUUUGACUGAUUUGCCCUAAUGAAGACUGUGAUUUCAUUAAAAUGCCUUGAAAUUCUCACACAAUAUCUCACACAAAAAUAUGUACAUGCCCGAUUGUGGGUCCCGGUCCGGACGCAAUCCAUACCUGUGAUUAAACGUUGAUCAUUUGAUAAUAACAACUUGGGCAUCUCAUAACACAUAUGCUGAUGAAACAGCGCCACUUGGCGGCUCAGUAAGAGAAUGUCGUCCGGACUAUAACCCCCCGCCCCCUCCCACCACAAGACGGAAGAAAACAAUACCCACACCAUCUCGAUUGUUAAGACAAACCGAUCGAAAGCUUUUAUUGAAAAUUAUUCUUUUAUUACUUCGCUAUUCGCAUUAUGAACCACACGUAUAGGUCGGAUCUAGUAUGAACUACGAAGUGUUUAACGAAAGCGCAAAGACGAUCUCACACACACACACACACACACAAAAGAUCGCGACGAAAUCUCCAAGCUGCAGGCGUAGGAGCACCAUAUUGUGCAAGAUAGCUUUCAGAGUCUGACCUCAAACCGAAGCUGGUUUAAUUUACAACAUGAGUGACAUCGGGGACGUGGAAAGUGCCCCGGGGACGUCUGGAUGUGGCAGCCGGACCGGACUGGGGUUCGCCCUGGGGAGGGGGCAUCCAGGACGCCUCACGGGGCUCUCCUCCCCCGUACCACCAGGAAGACUGACAUCUCUGAAAUCCAGAGACCUCACUUUGGGCGGACUAAAAAAGCCAAAGAAAAUCUUCGAGCCAAACGUAAAAGCUGUUAGGAAAAGUAAAGACGACAGGCUACAAGACGAAAGUAAGGAGGUGCCGAAGAAGGAGAGAAGGAAACGAGAUGAGAAGCAAAGAGAGAGCCGAGGGAGGAGGAGAGAGAGACCCCAGACCAUCCAGUCUCACUCCAUCUUUGAACAAGGACCCGCCGACACCAUGCGCAAAAUAGCGUGGCGGGGGACCCCAGAUCUUGGCGAGGCCGCAGCGUCACCUUUGGGGAAGGCGGUGAAGAAGGAGAGAAGGGAGUCGGAGCCGGAUGAAGAUGAGAUGCUGUUUAAACUGCAGCGUGACGACUUCAUAGACGACCCUGACCUGAGGAACGAUGCGCGACUGAGGCCCGUCCAGCUGCCUCUUUACCAGACUCAUACCAACUUCCAGAAGACAGAGACGCCUAUGGUCACUAGCACAACGUUUAAAAAGGACACAUCCAUGGGUGAGUCUCCAGUCUUGGGGACGGGUGCUGGCUGUGACCCCUCCAGGAGAGGGUCCCAGAUGCGGGCAGCAGAGCUACCCGGGCAUGCGGCCCCGACCCUGGGGAAACUCUUCCAUGAGCUCAGCCUGAGCGGGAAAGAGGAGCUCUUCUUCAUCCAGCUGCCGGACUGCAUGCCCGGCCCGCCCUCAGCGUCGCAGGGGGAGGCGGACCCCGCCGGCCACGCCACGGCCCCCGAGAAGACCCCCAGCAGAAGGGCAGCCCAGCCCCCGCCACCGAAGGUGCCGCUGAGGGAAAGGCAAGCGGUUCUGUCAGACUUCUCAGAGGGCAUGCUGGGUAAACUGCUGGUCAGACGCUCUGGUCGCGUCCAGCUGAAACUGGGAGACAACAUCAUGGAUGUGUCUGAGGGUGCAGCCUUCUCAUUCCUCCAGCAACUGGUGUCCGUGCGUUUGUCUGGCGGUAGAACGGGGGACAUGGCGGUGCUUGGGAACGUAGAGAGGAAACUGGUGUUCUCUCCGGACUUCCAGACUCUCCUGCAGGAGGCCCCGGCAAACCCGACAUCGGGGCAGAGAUGAUGAGCUCCUCUCUGUUAACGAAUGGACUUCACCGUCUGACGGAGACACGCGACUGCCCAAACUAUCAGAGAUGACCAGCCUCGUCCUUCCAUCUCUGAAACAAAACAAAAGAUCUUAAAAGCAUUGCUGAAGAUCACGUUUGGCGUCCAGAAGGAAAACAGACGCGUCCUGUAAUGCAGUAGGAUGUGUUUGGGGUUACAUGGAGAAAUCUGCCGUUUGUCAAUAAUCUCCAGUGGAGAGCAGGAACAGUUUAUACUGGUGGAAUUGCCAGCUUCCUAGAGAAGGAGGGCAGCGAGUAGGACCUCCGUUUAUUCAGGUGGAAUUGACAGAGCUUACUAGGAACAUGGCCUUGAGAUUGACACUCACCAGCAAUGUAGGUAGAACUGAUGCAUUUUAGAUCUUCUGACAACAUGGAGUCAAGCUUUAAUGGGAUGAAUGUAAUUUAAUACAAGAGGAAAGCCCAUACUCACUUGAUGCACUGAUGAAGAUAAUGUAUGUUUAAUGUUACAUUUAGAUUCUCGUUCUUUGUAGUCCUCUGGCCUUUUUAUCCUUGGAUUGAUGACCAUUUUCAAAACGUAGCUAGCAGGUUCAGAAAAUAAGUUCAGUUAAAAUGGUCGAACUCAUUGUUUAUUUUGUCCAGGUGCACCAGUGUUCUCCGACCAUAACGCAAUUUCAACUGUUACUGAACAAGAAGUGGUCGUGAUCUCCUUCUGACUGGCUCAUCACCGUUUUUAAGAUGGGUGACUGAAUAAUAGCAUAUAUUUUGUAUUAAGAUUAAAGUCAAAACAGGGUAUGUUUUGGAACUGUUUACUUAAAGUUAUGCCGCUAGAUACUUUUACACAGUGGCCCUUAAACCGCAAUAUACUGAGCAGACACCUUCAAUCAGCAAGUUCUCAGUUUGGGAUAUUACCUUUGAUAUAAAAAAUGGAAUUGAAAAGGAAUUUUUUUGUAUUACAAGACCAACGGUUAAUAAAAAAAACAGCACUUUCUUCAAGCAAGUCAACUGAAUAUUUCCACAAUGUCAAACGACUUCCCUUUGUAUAACGUAUAUGUUCGUCCUUAUCACUCUUCUACAUCCCAGUCAUUUUGUGAAAAAACAACAUUUGUCAGUUUAUUUGGUAACAUUUAACAAUGUAAUAAAACCAGAUUUCUGCAAGAAG